This is a messenger RNA of Penicillium brevicompactum, 1554 nucleotides long. RefSeq lists its product as uncharacterized. Gene Ontology annotation, biological process: iron ion transport; intracellular manganese ion homeostasis. Gene Ontology annotation, molecular function: cadmium ion transmembrane transporter activity; manganese ion transmembrane transporter activity. The transcript is spliced from 4 exons. The record is from RefSeq and is a predicted model, not a curated record. Bases 1 to 1554 code for a protein of 517 amino acids. Gene Ontology annotation, cellular component: membrane. Lineage: Eukaryota; Fungi; Ascomycota; Eurotiomycetes; Eurotiales; Aspergillaceae.
AUGAAUUGCCCCUCACGCACCGACGACACGCUCGAGCACUCCGGUUGGAAUCAGAACCCCCGGCUCUUCAGCCCCGACACCACCACUCGGAACGACUUCAACGGCAUCGCUAAUUCCAAGGUUCAUCGCAUGCAUGUAGCCAACACUGGUGGAGUCGGGGACGACGCGAUGUUCAUCGAUCAUCGACUGUACAGUCGUGAGCGCCAAGACCCGGGGAUGGAGAAUGUCCCGGAUGGCGAAGUGGUCGCUGCGACCUCGGGGAGUGAACCUCCCUCGAGGGCCAGCGAUUCACCUCGCCGUCCUUUCCAAACCAUUUUGACGUCUUCCACUGUGUACUGUGCCCGGGAAGUGACUAAUUUUGUCCGCUUCAUUGGACCCGGGUUUCUCAUUGCAGUAGCCUACAUCGAUCCAGGAAACUACGCUACAGAUGUUGCCGCCGCGGCAAUAAUUGCAACGGAUAUUGCCGAGGUAGUUGGAUCCGCGAUCGCACUGAACUUGCUCCUAAAGAUUCCUCUGGUAGCUGGAUGUGCCAUCACCUUGACCGAUGUUCUCUUCUUACUCAUCUUCUAUCGACCAAACGGGUCGAUGAUGGGGUUGCGCUUGUUCGAGCUCUUCGUCGUAGCGCUCGUUUUAGGCGUUGUCGUAUGCUUUUGCAUUCAGCUCUCCCUUAUUAGGAACCAAACUGUCGGGGAAAUCUUCCGGGGCUACUUACCAUCAUCCUCAUUAGUUCAAGGGCAAAGUCUCUACCAGAGUUGUGGGAUUCUUGGCGCCACGGUCAUGCCACACUCGCUCUUCCUUGGUAGUGGCAUUGUGCAGUCUCGCUUGAAAGAAUUCGAUGUCAAUGCUGGCUAUGUCGUGUCCACAGUAGCCCUGGGAAGCGACAGCAGUCAAGUGAAAUACCGCCCAACGAUCCACGCAAUUCGCGGUUGCAUGAAGUAUUCGAUCAUCGAGUUGAUCCUGACGCUGUUUACGUUUGCGCUCUUUGUCAACAGUGCUAUCCUUAUUGUCGCCGGCGCUUCUCUCUCCGACAUUGCCAACAGCAGCAGCGCUGACCUCUUCGGUAUCCAUACCCUCCUAACCCAGUCGAUUGCACCAGCUGCUGGCUUAAUUUUUGCCUUGGCCCUGCUGCUGUCAGGUAUCUCUGCUGGUAUUAUCUGCACUAUGGCUGGCCAGAUGGUGAGUGAGGGGAUGUUGAACUGGAGCAUUCGACCCUGGCUCCGAAGGCUCAUCACCCGUUCUAUCAGUAUCAUCCCAAGUAUCAUAAUCGCGGGAGCCGUUGGCAGGGAGGGUUUGACCCAGACUCUCAGUGCUAGCCAGGUAGUUCUGAGCAUAAUUUUGCCCUUUGUUUCAGCCCCGCUGAUCUACUUCACUUGCUUCAAUCGCUAUAUGACUGUUCGAACAGAGCAGUCUGGCGAGCGCGAUAAUGAGGUUCUGGUGGAAGAAGUCCCUAUGCGAAACCCCUUUUUUCUUUCCGGGGUUUCUGUGCUCGCGUGGCUGCUCCUUGCCGUGAUGAAUGUGGCACUGCUGGUUAUGGUCGGACUGGGCGAGUCCUGA